AUGAAAAUUAAGGCUAGCGGCGAGUUCUUCUAUGACCGUCAAGCAUCGCUCUACUCCAGGACAAAGUUGACCGCUAAGGACAACAUCAAACUGGAAUUCCGUGCUGUGUUCGAGUUGAAGGAUGUCGCUGAAAGCUAUCAAGCCGCUUCAAAUGGAAUUCGAAGCACUGUUCACCAGGCUCCGGCUCUCGCUGACAAAACUCUCAUAGAGGCUAUCAGCAUUUUCCUCAGUGGACCAGCAUAUUCCAACAAGAAUGUGAUCACCGUUGGAAGCUGUGUCCACUACGUGCUCGAUACUUCGGAAAUCAAUCUGAAGAUGAUCAAGAAUGCCGUUACUCUGCGCUGGGAGCAUCAAAAGGUGUCAAAAGUCUCCAAGGAACCAACAAAGAUCCAAGUUUGUACAUGGUCACCGAAAUGA
Caenorhabditis remanei is the source of this 417-nucleotide messenger RNA. RefSeq lists its product as uncharacterized. Bases 1 to 417 code for a protein of 138 amino acids. The record is from RefSeq and is a predicted model, not a curated record. The transcript has 6 exons. Lineage: Eukaryota; Metazoa; Nematoda; Chromadorea; Rhabditida; Rhabditidae.